AUGGGGGUAUCGGAGCUGUGGAGCCGGGGCUUCGCGCUCUUCCCGGAGGCGGGGGCGGGAGAGGAGGAGGAGGAGGCGACGGACGGGGCGGCGACGCGCGGGGCGCGGGCGUCGGCGCCCCACGGGACGGACGACCGCGGCGGCGCCGGCGGUCGGCCGCGGUGGGGAAGCACCGCCGAGUUCAUCCUCGCGGCGAUCGGUUCCGCGGUGGGCCUGGGUAACCUGCUGAGGUUCCCGUUCAUGGUGUACAAGCACGGCGGAUGCGCGUUCCUCGUGCCGUACGCCCUCGCCGUCGUCUUCCUGGGCGUGCCCAUCCUCGCCAUGGAGCUCGCGCUGGGGCAGGUGGCGCAGAGCGGCUGCGUCGACGCCCUCGCGGCGAUGCACGCCAGGGCGUGGGGCAUAGGAGCCGCCGCGACCGCGGGCGCCUUCCUGCUCGCGAGCUACUACUGCGCCGUCCUGGCGUGGGCGUGGUGCUUCCUGGCGGCGACGUGGCAGCCGACGAUGCCGUGGAGCGACGGCAGGGCGGCGGCGUUCUUCGUCGACGACGUCCUCGCGCGAUGGGACGCCGACGGGACAGCUGUGUCAUCACACGGACGAUCCGACGACGUGGACGAAUCCGGCGCGAUAGCCGCCUUCGCGCGAAAAGGCCUCGGCCCGAUGAACUGGUGGCUCGUGCUGGGACUCACGCUGACGUGGGCGCUGUGCUUCUCCUGCGUCAAGAGGGGCGCGGAGAGCGCGGGCAAGGCGGUGUGGAUCACCGUCCCGUUGCCAUACCUCGCGUUGUUCGUCUUAUUUUUUAAAGGCGUCUUCGCGCCGGGAGCCGGCGCGGGGAUCACCGCGUACCUCGGGACGAUCGAGUUGGCGACGCUCGGUCGAGGCGAGGCGUGGAUCGACGCCGUGGCUCAGAUAUUCUUCGGCCUGUCCGUGUGCUGCGGCGCCAUGCCCGCGUACGCCUCCAACUGUUCGAGAAACGAACGGUGCGGCGCCAACGCCAUUCGCGUCGCCGUCGCCAAUUCGCUCACGUCGCUCCUCUCCGGAUUCGUCGUGUUCGCCUUCCUCGGGCACCUCGCGAUGACACGUGGCGUGGACGUGGCUGACGUGGCGGAAGGGGGUUGGUCCCUCGCGUUCGUCGUGUACCCGAGCGCGUUCGCGUCGUUCGGCGUCCCCGGGGGCCAUAUCUUCGCCACGUUGUUCUGGGUAGCCGUCUUAACCCUCGGCGUGGAUUCCGCGUUUGCGCUGACCGAGGCGGUGGUGUGCGCAGUUUGCGACCGGUCGGUUUACUGCGCCGCCAACCGGGGUUUCGCCGCGUUUUGCGUGUGUUUUCUGUGCUGGUGCCUCGGGCUGACGAUGUGCACCAGGGGCGGGUACUACGUAGUCGACAUCGUCGACGCGUACGUGUCCCGUUACACCCUGACCAUAGCCGGACUCGCCGAGUGCGUCUUCGUGGGUUGGGUGUACGGCGCGGAACGGUUGCGGGACGAGACCCGCGCCGUGUCCGGGCACGCGUUCAUGGGCGUAGGGUCCUAUUUCCCGGUGACGAUCAAGUACGUCGUGCCGGUCGCUUUGGUGACGAUGCUUUCCUAUCAAAUCGCGGCAGAGGCGAGGGAAGCGUACGGAGGGUACCCCCGGUGGGCGACGAACUCGUUCGGGUGGGGGCUGUGCGUGGCGACGCCGCUGAGUUUGGCGUGCGUGGGCGCGGCGAGGCCGCUCGACGUGGGGCGGAAGUUUUGCGACAGUUCUUAUUCUUUGGGGGUGUUCGACGACGGCGCGCAAGCGAGGAGGACGACGCGGGUCACCGACGGGGUUCGAACCCUCGAGCGCGGGGAGGUGGAGAUGGGACCGAGUCCCGGGAUCUGA
This is a messenger RNA of Micromonas commoda, 1857 nucleotides long. Its product is annotated as Neurotransmitter:Sodium symporter family. The coding region runs from base 1 to 1857 and encodes 618 amino acids. The transcript has 4 exons. NCBI's taxonomy places the organism in Eukaryota, Viridiplantae, Chlorophyta, Mamiellophyceae, Mamiellales, Mamiellaceae. The record is from RefSeq and is a predicted model, not a curated record. Gene Ontology annotation, biological process: sodium ion transmembrane transport. Gene Ontology annotation, cellular component: membrane.